AUGGGUCGACCACAGCUCUACUCCCCCCGCCAACCGGAUAGCCCCUCGAGACAGCUUAUCCUAGAGCUUGCAAGGGACCUCGAGCAGGUCCGUCUACACAGCAAUGAGCUCAAAAAAGUACGAGCCUACGAGCGCAAAUCCUUUUAUGAGAAUCUAGACCGUCUAGAUCGAGAGAAAGAAGAGGUACAUAAUGCGGCCCUGACAGCCGCAGCCGCCAAACGUGAUGCUCUCAGGCUUGAAGCCGAGGAGACAUUGCAACUCCAUCUACGUGCCGAAGAGGAGGAAAAGAGACGGAAAGAGGAGUUGGAAAGGCAGAAGAGGGAAAAAAUUGAGCGUGAGAAGGCCGAGAGGGAGCGUCGGGAGCGGGAGGAGGCUGCGCGAGUGGAAGCUCUGAAGAAAGCUCAGGAAGAGGAAAAGAGGAGGAAGGCAGAGGAGGCUGAACGGGCACGGAGGGCCGCGGAAGAAGAAAAGGCUAAACGGGAUCGGGAACGCGCGGCGCAGGAACAACGGAAGCAGGAGGAGGCUAAGAAGGAGCAGGCCGAGGCCAAAGCCGCGGAGGAGAAAAGGAAGCAACAACAGCAGCAGGCAGAAGAAACGUCAGCAGCAGCAAAGAUCUUGGGAGUUGCACAUCGUACUCCCCAGCAAAUCGCGGAGCAUCAGCGAUACCUCGAGCUUCACCAGCAUCUCAAGAAGUUCCGGCGGUAUAUGAUAGGUGAAACGAAGAAGAAUCCAAUUCUGAAACAACACAUGGGUGAUAUGCGCCGGACUAUAAAGAAAUGCGUCGGCCAACUUGUCGCCGAUGACAAGAUCGCGAACCGCACCCCCACCAACGAAAUAACCACAGUCCUCAAGAAAGCCCUCGCCCUCACCGAGCCCUCCGUCGACAUACGCGAGUUUCUUGCUUUUCCUCCCCAAUAUCUUGCCUCUAGCACCAAUGAGGCUGAAACUAAAGCCCCUGCCCUCCUCCUCUACCUCCUAAACAUUUUUUCAAAGGCCAUAAUCGCCCAGCUCAUUGCCGAAGCCGGCAUAACCCCAAAAUACGCCGAGCCACUAGGCGUCCUCACUGCGCAGAUCUUCUCCAUGGAAUCCUUCACCUACAGCGGCAUCUCAAUGAUCGACGUGCUCCUCGCAAAGUACCACGCCAUCUGCCCCGUCCUGUGGGGUUUUUACGGCAACGAGGCGACGGACGUGGGCAAAGAGGCCAUCGGUUGGUGGCGCGAGCGCGACGACGGCCGCCGCUUCAUACCGCCGCAGACGCACGAGGAGCGCAUGAUCGGCCUCGGCGCCGGGUUUGCGGCGAUAUCGCUCCGCAACUUCUCCAAGACGACGCGCAAGAACCCCAUGCCAAACACACACUUUUGGCGCGCGUGUGCGAAUAUCCUGAAUGUGCCGCCCGGCGAGGUGCAGGAUACGCAUUUGCUUGUGUUGAGUGCGCUUCUGAGGCACUCUGCACUGAGGAUUGUGGGGUUUUGGGGGGAUGUGGGGCUGGCGCUGUUGCGGGCGGCUGUUGUGGAGUUUCCGGCUGGGUUGGGGGAGAGAAAAAGUGCGGCGAGGGCGAGUGUGGAGAUUUUGAGGGAUGUCUUUGUUCGGGAGAGGUGUAUUUUGCUUUAAGUCUUUUUGGAUCUUCCCCCCCAACCCCUUCACACAACCUGGCACGGAGAUGGCGAAAGAGAUGUUGUUUUAAUUUU
This is a messenger RNA of Histoplasma capsulatum G186AR, 1688 nucleotides long. RefSeq lists its product as uncharacterized. The record is from RefSeq and is a predicted model, not a curated record. The coding region runs from base 1 to 1611 and encodes 536 amino acids. Gene Ontology annotation, molecular function: phospholipid binding; inositol hexakisphosphate binding; translation initiation factor binding. Gene Ontology annotation, cellular component: nuclear pore cytoplasmic filaments; cytoplasm; nuclear pore. NCBI's taxonomy places the organism in Eukaryota, Fungi, Ascomycota, Eurotiomycetes, Onygenales, Ajellomycetaceae. The transcript is spliced from 2 exons. Gene Ontology annotation, biological process: poly(A)+ mRNA export from nucleus; regulation of translational initiation; regulation of translational termination.